Messenger RNA from Oxyura jamaicensis (ruddy duck), 2114 nucleotides. Its product is annotated as cytochrome b-245 chaperone 1. The transcript is spliced from 7 exons. The record is from RefSeq and is a predicted model, not a curated record. Bases 276 to 848 code for a protein of 190 amino acids. Lineage: Eukaryota; Metazoa; Chordata; Aves; Anseriformes; Anatidae.
CCCUUCCUCCUCCAGCGAAAACCAAGCCACCCCUGAGCGGGGCGGGCAGGUUUCUUUAGCCACCGCCUUGCCCUCACUAAAAAUGGCCGCCAACACAUCCGACCCUUUUUAGGGCGAACGAGGCGCCGCCGUGUCCCGGUGGCGGCCCUUUGUGGUCGGGGGCUGCAGGAAGCGAAGGCGCCGGGCAUCCUCCCUGAAGCGUGGCUGUGCUGAGGCGCGCCGGGGGCAGCAGGGUUUCAUGAGUCAGACUGGGCUGUUUGGAGUUUCUUCUGAAGAUGUACAUGCUGGUUGAAAACCGCACAAGUUCCUUUCUUCAUCUGAAGAGGUCACCUGGCAUCAGAUCGUGGUCUGUCUUUGUUGGAAUAGCCUCCAUAGGGUUGGCUGCUGCUUAUUACAGCGCAGACAGCUUGGCAUGGAAGCUCUUCUACAUGGCUGGGUGUUUCUUUGUGGCAGCACAGAAUCUGGAGCAGUGGGAGGAAGCUGUAUUUGAUAAGAACAAGGGAACAGUCUGCCUAAAAACAUUCAACCUCUACAGAAAAAUACUGACUCUAUCAAAAGGAGGAAAUGAACAAGUGGUGGCUCUACUGCAUGAGAUCAGAGAUGUGGAUGUGGAAGAAGAGACUGUGCGGUAUUUUGGGAAGGGUUACAUGGUUGUGCUACGGUUUAUCACUGGAUUUUCACACCCUCUGACUCAGAGCGCUGUGCUGGGCUGUAGAAGUGAUGUGGAAGCAGUUGCCAAGCUCAUUACUAGCUUUCUGGAACUGGACCGAGUAGCAAGCCAACAGGAUCUCUAUGAGAGCAGUGAAACGGAGGCUAGUGAUGCUGAUGAACCACAGGAUGAAUAUUAAUACUGUCACGAGCUGAAGAAAGCAGAGCCUUCCAAACAUCUGGAAAAUAUGCUGGUUCUUCAGAAAGAAAUUCCUCAGUCUUGACCCAGGGCAUUUAUCUACGUGUGUGUUUUCAGUGGGAGGAAUCUGUCUUAGGGCACCUCUUACAGUGCUAAACUGCUUCAAGAUUCACACUCCCAAUACUGCCAUUGUAGAGUCCAAAGCAAAUUCUGUUUUAGUUCUUCUUUGACUUAGUUCCUGAAUGUGGAUGUUGCUGUCUUUUGAAUUUUGUCAGCUCAUCUAACACAUUUAGGAAUACUUAUUUAUUAAUGUAUUGGUUUGCAAUUGUUUAUUACUUUUCCAUUACUGAAGUGGAGAUACAGAUGUAAACUUCCACUUACUGCAAACAUCUGCUGCAGGUACAGUAUAUGAAAUACAGAAUAGUUGAAGUUGUAAUUCCUAACACAGUGCUUUGAGGUUUUCCUUGAAGUAUUGUAUAUGAUGGAAUAUCUUGCUAAAUUGUUUUUAAGCAGUUUAAUAUAUGCAAUAAGGUGAUGCAGGGUAGUGGCACUUUUAUAUUCUCUACUACUGACUUGCCAUUAGAUGCCAGUGGGAAUCAAAGUUUGAGUGACUGUCUGGAAUUCUAAACAUCAGGUUGAUCAACUGAUGGCACUGUCUUCUCUUGGACUUGCCAAGGAGCCAUAAAUAAGAACCACAGAAUGAUCAGGUUGGUCAUCCAGUCUUUGACAAGCUCUGACUUAAUCCUGUUCUGUUUAACUUCUGGGCAUAGACUACCCAAAGACAGAGUAGCCUUAUUCUAGACUCAAACUUUCACUAUUUUAACUGUGUAUUUAGAAAGGAGAAAAGCACAUGUUACAUUUUAGGUAGGGAAAGGACUGUCAUACGUUGCAGCCUAGAUUUGUUUAAUAGUUCCUCACUUGAAAUGUUAAAUAAUAACUUAGCUUUUUUUUUUUUUUUUUUUUUUAAAGAUAGCUGGGAUAUAUGUAAUGUUUGGCUUGUGCCCAUGUAUGUCUGUACUGUCCUCUGUUCUGACCUAUGGUUUUACAAAUAGAUGAAUACAGAUUCUCCAAGGUACUUUUUCCCAAGUUAAAGCUACCUCUUAGUGAACAUGUUUUGCUAGAACUAAAACUUUAUUGUGCCUAUUUCAACAUGUCAGUACUAUAAGGAAAAAGUUGUAAUGAGUUGCAGGUUCCUUCAGCAUGCUAAAAUUGCUUGUAUUAAAGUUGAUCAGCUUGUGUUAGUUGUAUGGUUUUAAGACCUGCCUUA